This is a messenger RNA of Centruroides sculpturatus (bark scorpion), 2652 nucleotides long. Its product is annotated as leucine-rich PPR motif-containing protein, mitochondrial-like. Bases 1 to 2652 code for a protein of 883 amino acids. The transcript has 25 exons. The record is from RefSeq and is a predicted model, not a curated record. Gene Ontology annotation, molecular function: protein binding. Lineage: Eukaryota; Metazoa; Arthropoda; Arachnida; Scorpiones; Buthidae.
AUGAUAUAUGCUAGCUGGGCAGUUAAUGUCUCUGAGAUGUUUGAGGAUAAUAGGCCACCAGGUGCUGUCAAAGGCCUUAGAAAUAUCCAAGCUGAUUCCCACAAAAUACUUGAAUUUAUGAAGUCAAAGGAGUUAACUAUUAAUGAAACUGUCUUUAAUUUCCUUGUAAUGGGAUAUGUAAAAUCAGGUAAUAUGGAAAAUGCAAAAGGAAUUUUAGAUAUUAUGAAAAAUGCUCAACUUGAACCAACUGCAGACACUUACACAGCAUUAGCAUGUGGAUAUGCAAAAAAUGGUGAUAUUAAAGGAAUCAAUGACAUUCUAAUGGAUGCCCAAUGUUAUGAUGUGUUUCUCAUGGAUAAAAAUUAUUUGCAAAUUAUAACUGCACUUGCAGUGAAUGGACAUUCAGAACAUAUUGAUGAGAUUCUGGUAAAAAUUAAAAAAGUUGCUGGAUAUAAUCAAGAUUGUAUUAAUACUAUAUUGGAAUUAGUAAAUAAAGAAUUAGAAGAUGUUGGUUACAAACUUCUUUUUAGCAUGUCUCAACCAGUAGUAUCUCCUGACUCCAAAUCUCAAAUUGGACAGUUUUUUAUAAGACAGCUUGUUCGGGCUGAAAGGCCUGUUCAUAAAAUAAUUGAAUUCUGUCAAGAUAUGAAAAAUAAAGGGCUAAAUGAAACUGGAUUAUUGAAAGCAACCGUCACUGCAUUAUAUUUUCAAAAAAUUGAAUUAGUAAAAAGUACUAGUAAAAUAAGUUUGUCUUAUAUUACAACAGUAUCUCAGUACUUUGAACAUCUAACUAUUCUAAAGACAUCUUGUAAUGCAGCUUCAGAUGUCUGCUUGCAUACACUUAAAAGAAAAAAUGAUGAAAAUGAAAUAUACAAAACUUUGAAAGUGAUGGAAGAUUUAGAAUGUCCUCCAAAUUAUGAAACAUAUUUAGACUAUGUAUUUCCAGCAAUAAAUACAUCAGAUGAAAAUUAUGUUAUUGAAAAAUUAAAGGAAGUUUCUAAUCAAUCAGUUGGUACAUUUGUGAAUCCAUUAAUUAAUUAUUAUUUAAAUAAAACUGAUAUUGAGAAAGCAAAAAAUUUAGUGGAGAAAUAUCCUAUUAGAUUAAGUGCUUCUCUUAUUCGCUCUCUUCCAAUUGCAUUUAAAAAUUUGGGAGAUGCAAGAGCAACUGUAGAGAUUUUGAAAACACUUAUUCAUCAUCCAGAAUACAGUACAGACCAACCUAUUAAGAGCGAUUUAGCUGGCCAGUUUUUAUUGAAUUAUUUACUUGUUAGUCGAAAUAAUGUGUCUGGAGUUGAAGCUUUAUUACAAGAACUGGAUAAAAUGGAUUUGAAAAUUUCAAAUAAUACAGCUGAUAUUAUACUUGGAAAAUUAAAAAAUGAGUUAUCAGAACAGGCUACUAUGCUUCUUGAGAAAAUUGCAACUGAUUCUUUUAUUGAGGAAUAUGAUGACCACACAAUUCUUCCACAUCCAAGAACAAUGGAUGUAGAAGAGUUAGAAAACCAUCUAAUUGAAUUAAAGAGUAAAGGUUUGAAUACAAGAGGUGUUCUCAGACGUCUGUUGAUGCUACACUGCCGUAUGAAGAAUUUAGAGAGAGUAAUUGAACUUAAGAAAGAAUUUGAUGAUCAAAAUAGCUUUUAUACUGGCUCCAUAUAUGCCCAGUUAAUAGAAUUGUUUGUGUAUCAUAAGAAACUAGAUGAAGCACUUCACUACAAAACCCUCCUAGAGAAGAUAGAACCUGAUUUUCCUUUAGAUGAUCACAAAGUGUUAAAUCUUGCUAAUUUGUUGAUCAAAAAUGAUAAAAUAGAUGAUGCCUUACAGAUUUUAGAUGAGCAUUACAAAAAGUUUGGUUCAAACAGAAGAACUGAAGAUGGUUUAGAAAGAAAUGUCACUCGUCUUCUUACAACUAUUGCCAACAAAGGAGAUGUGGAUCUUACAAGGAAGAUGUUCGAUUUGUUAGUUACCAAAUAUAAUUAUGCUGUUGUAAGCAAUAUUGUUCUUGGUCCUUUGGUUAAAGUACAUCUUGUUAAUGAUAACUUGAAUGGGGCUUUUGAGGAAUUUAAAAGAUGUGCUGAGAAAUAUAAACAUACACCUUUCAAGAAUGAAAUCUGUAAAAAGUUGAUUGACUUAGAAGAUUCUGAAAAAUUGCAGACAGUGGUGGAUCUAAAUACUUCCAUACAUGGAGAAUUGAAUACACUGUUUGACCUUAUAUGCAUUUUUAUUGAAGCGGGAAGGAUUCAACAGGCUCGUAAGAUUGUUGAAACACCAGGUAUAAGAGCACAUCAUAAGAAGAUAAAGUCAAUUUGUGAAAGAUUUGUGCAACUUGAUAUGGUUAAUGAACUAGAACAAUUUAUUAAACUGACUAAAGAUAUCUUUGAUAUCAACAGAGAUAAUAUGUAUUAUUAUUUAAUUCGUGCUUAUGCAAAAGAAAAUAAUGUACAAAAAGCCUUGGGUGUUUGGACAGCAAUGCAAGAAGAAGAUAUACAACCUAGUGUUCAGACACUGUCAUUUUUAGGAGAAUAUUUAAAGAAAAAUAAUGAACCCAUUCCAUUUGCAAUACCUACAAAUGUCAGCAGUGGUGACGAGACAAAUGCAUUACUUGAGAGUAUUCAGGCAGAAGAUGCUGAUCAAGCAUUGGAAAUUAAAAGAAAGUAA